Messenger RNA from Bombina bombina (fire-bellied toad), 928 nucleotides. RefSeq names its product tetratricopeptide repeat domain 1 (gene TTC1). Lineage: Eukaryota; Metazoa; Chordata; Amphibia; Anura; Bombinatoridae. The coding region runs from base 1 to 438 and encodes 145 amino acids. Gene Ontology annotation, molecular function: protein binding. The record is from RefSeq and is a predicted model, not a curated record. The transcript is spliced from 4 exons.
AUGGCCAAAUUUGGAGUACCUCUGGCAGAGGACAAAACACAGGGCCCCGCGACAUGUUUGGUUUUCCUGGGCAUUGAAAUUGACACAUUGGAAAUGGUCUCCAUAGACCUGAAUCCUGAUUACAUUCGAGCCUUGCUAAGGAGGGCAGAGUUAUAUGAAAAGACUGAUAAAUUGGAUGAAGCACUGGCUGACUAUAAAUCUGUACUAGAAAAGGAUAUGUCUGUUUCUCAAGCCCGAGAAGCCUGUUUGCGAUUACCUAAACAGAUUGAAAUACGAAAUGAAAAGUUAAAAGAAGAAAUGAUAAGUAAAUUAAAGGAUCUGGGGAACUUGGUUCUUAGGCCUUUUGGAUUGUCUACAGAGAACUUUCAAGUCAAACAGGAUGAAACAAGUGGCUCAUACUCUGUCAACUUUGUACAAAAUCCCAACAAUAACAGAUGAUACAAGUAUUAAUGAGCAUGUUCACAGCUGAAAAAGGAAGUAAUCUUGUUGAAGAUUUAAAGACAUGAAACCCAUUUUUUUCUUUCAUGAUUCAGAUAGAGAAUACAAUUUUAAAAACAACUUUCUAAUUUACUUGUUGUCUAAUGUGCUUGAUUCUCUUUGAAGAAGAAGAAGCAGCUAACCACGUUGAGUGAGCCAAUAACAUGAGGCAUACGUGUGCAGCCACCAAUCAGCCGCUCCUGAUCCUAUUUAGGUAUCUUUUUGAAUAAAGGAUACCAAGAGAACAAAACAAAUGAGAUAUUAGAAGUAAAUUGAGAAGUUGUUUAAAAUCACAUGCUCAAUCUAAAUCGUGAAAGAAAAAAAUGUGGGUGUCAUGUCCUUUUAACCGGUUGGAACGGACAUAUCUUUUGUUUUUCUUUAAUUUAUAUUCUUACAUGAUGCAACAAAAUAAAACGCGCAAAUAGAUGUUUUUAUUAUUAUUACCAAGAAA